UUAAUUAAUCUGUGAUGACUAUGAUUGUAGGACAAGUUACGGAUUAUACGUAUUGACAUAAUAUUAUGAUGAAAUAACGACUCCUAAAAAUGUUUUGAAUUCUUAAGAGUUGACGAUACUUUAAAAUUGGAUUUUGAGAAUAUGGAUUCAACGAUACUAAAUAAGAAAAUGUACCUCUUGGAUGGUAGUUUUAUCAGUGGUAUAACACCUUAUGUAGAUAUUAACAGUGUUAUGAAACAUCCACUUUGGGGAUCGAAUUUGCUUUUAAACAAUGAAGAUGCUGUUAUUUGUGGCCAUAAAGAUUAUAUUAGAGCUGGGGCUGAUUUUUUGACCACCAUCACAUAUCAAGCAAGCAUUGGAGGCUUUCAAAAAUAUUUAAACCUAGAUUAUGAUCAAAGUUUUGAAUUAAUUAAGAAAUCUGUUAUGAUUUGUCAACGGGCAAUAACAGAGGAAAAUAUAGAAAGGAAUAUACAAAUAAUGGGAUCUAUUGGUCCAUAUGGUGCAUCAUUACGCGAUUGUUCAGAAUAUAAUGGUAAUUACAUAGACACCAUGAAUUUAAAAGAAUUAUAUAAUUGGCAUAAACCUCGAAUUCAAGCAUUGGUGGAGGCUGGAGUUGAUAUAAUGCUCUUUGAAACCAUACCUUCAGUCAUUGAAGCUACUAUUUUGCUAAAUAUACUGACUGAAUUUCCAAACCAAAAAGCAUGUUUAUCUUUCUCGUGCAAGGAUGGCAAUCAUCUGAGUCACGGUGAAAAAUUUUCAAGUGCUGUUGAACUGUUCUGGUCAAAUGAUUACCGUAAACAGUUAAUUGCCAUUGGUAUGAACUGUUUGCACCCAAAAUUUAUAACACCACUUUUGAUGUCUGUAAAGACUAAAAAUGUUAAUUUUAUUGCUUAUCCAAAUGGGGGUGGCAUCUGGGAUGUUGCUCAAAAUUGUUAUGAUAAUACUCAAAUAUAUAAAGUUUCUAUCGAUGAUCUCAAAAUUUGGAACAAAAAAGGAUUGAAAAUAUUUGGAGGCUGUUGUAAAACUGAUGCUAAUGAAAUAGCACGUAUAAGAAGUUUAAUGGAUGAUCUACUUUUAUAAUUCAAUUUUAAAUUUAAUAUUUAUUGUUUGUGUGAUUUAUAUUUUAUAUAAUUUUUUAAUUAUGUACUUUGAUGUAAAAUUUAAUUAUAGUUCUUUUUAUAUAUUGAUAUAUUAUUGUUCAACAAAUCUAUGUACGAAUAGGAAAUGAUGUUAUUAUUAAUAUUAUCACAAGACCUCUUAUGGGCACAAUCAUACUUUACAUUGCAAAUUGCAAUAAUAGCAUACCCAGAGCUGCAAACAACAAUUAGUCUUUAGUAUUGCUACUAAUACUUAAAUACAACAUAACUAUAUUAUAUGUAUACUCUGAAUUAUUAUUAUCAUCAUUGUUUUUGUAUUUAAUUAUUUAUAUGUUCUAACUUUUAUAGCUUAUUGUAUUUAUAU
This is a messenger RNA of Rhopalosiphum maidis (corn leaf aphid), 1461 nucleotides long. Its product is annotated as homocysteine S-methyltransferase YbgG-like. NCBI's taxonomy places the organism in Eukaryota, Metazoa, Arthropoda, Insecta, Hemiptera, Aphididae. Gene Ontology annotation, biological process: S-methylmethionine cycle. The record is from RefSeq and is a predicted model, not a curated record. Gene Ontology annotation, molecular function: S-adenosylmethionine-homocysteine S-methyltransferase activity. The coding region runs from base 142 to 1080 and encodes 312 amino acids. The transcript is spliced from 6 exons.